Molecule: messenger RNA, 2608 nt
Organism: Nerophis ophidion (straightnose pipefish)
Lineage: Eukaryota; Metazoa; Chordata; Actinopteri; Syngnathiformes; Syngnathidae
Gene: cdc25b
Product: cell division cycle 25B
Exons: 15
Coding region: 339-2066 (575 amino acids)
Biological process (GO): protein dephosphorylation; positive regulation of G2/M transition of mitotic cell cycle; G2/M transition of mitotic cell cycle
Cellular component (GO): nucleus; cytoplasm
Molecular function (GO): protein tyrosine phosphatase activity
Source: RefSeq, a predicted model, not a curated record
CGGAGGUUGUAUUUUGAACAUAACAUAAGACCGAGUCGUCUUUCUCCCGCAGAAAGCGGAGCCUGUCGGGACAAAUGAGUGUCGUAGCUGCCUGACACUCAACACUAUGCGGCUUUAGCAGCUCCAAAGAGCUUCAUUUCACAUUUUAUCCACCUCGGCUAAUCCCUGAUGGUGUUGGGCUGUCAGUCUAGGCAUGACAGCGUAACUUCCGCAACUAGCUCAAUGGUUAGCUCGCUUAGCUGAUUGACGUCCCCCUCCUGCAGACAUUACGUUCCAAACAAAAGGCCCCUCCAAUUUCAAGCAUCUUCACGGACGACCAAAUUGAAAACAGCAGCGAAAUGGACAACAUUUUGGGCAGUAUCAGUCCGGUCGGCGCCAUUUCCAGAAGCAGGCCUGACGACAUCCAUGGCCUUUCCUGCAGGUCUUUGUCGGAUGCGAACAUCCAUUCGGCUCACCGCAAGAAGCUCUUCUCCACAGGACCCGCGGCGGUCCUCUCGCCUAUCACCAACUUGGCCAUGGACAUGGACAAACUAGUAGGAUUGGGAAGCGAAUUCGACACACCGAAGAGAAAGAAGCAUGCUCUCUUGGAAAAGGUCCCCUCUUUUGCCUCAGACGUCUCUUCUGACGCUGGCCUCGGCAUGGAUUCCCCCAGCCCUACGGAUGCCCUGGAAAUGGAUGAAAGGUUUGAGAAGGCCAUUCAACAGUCCAGCAGAGUCAGAGACAAGAUGCCAAUUCGACGAAACAACUCAUUACCACUGCAUCUCCUGUGCUUCAGCCCGUCUCUGAAGGGACCCGAAAGUGAAUCUCAUCGCUACGGAACAUUUGGCCAACCGCUCACCCACAUCAACGUGACCUCGUCUUCUCAAUGUGACAAGGAAAAUAAUUCUCAGGAGUGCUUUGAGUUCAAGAAACCCACCAAGCCAGUGUCCCGCUGCCGCUUGCAUUCCUGCAACAGCGGGCAGUCAAAGGACGCAUUUGCCCACCGCCCCAACUCCGCGCCGGCCCUCUUGCUGUCCUCGCCUACUCCUGUGCAGAAGCUGGAAUUCAAUGACAGCAGCCCCUUGUACCUCAGACGUUCCUCUCUCACUUCUGUGCUCGGCGAUGACGACGACGACGACGGCUUUCUAGAUGUGCUGGAUGACCACAUGGAUAACGACGUGGGCAUGCCAAAGGGAAUGGACAGUCUGCUGACAGCACCCCUUGUUGCUGACAGCUUGGAAGAAGAUCCACCUGUGAACGGCUGGCGACGCCGCAAACUUUUCCGCUCCCCUUCCAUGCCCAACCCGGUGUCCCGCACCUCUGGGAAACGUUCUGAUUGCCACAGAGACGAUGGUACGCCUGUGCGGGUGAAGCGGCGCCGCAGCCUGGCCAGAUCUGAGGUUUCCUCACCGGAGCAUGAUGCCCACUCCCCAAAGGCGGCUUUCUUAAAGCUGCAGAGGUCCAAAUCAUGCCAGUUGGAGAUCGAGAAAAUGCUCGACAUUGACGUGUCUUCCCAGCUAAUCGGUGACUUUACCAAACCCUUGGCCUUGCCAACAGUGGAUGGCCACCAUCAGGACCUCAAAUACGUGAUAUCGGACACAGUGGUUUCGGCUAUGACUGGUAAAUUCAGUCACCUCGUCGAACGGGUCAUCGUUAUUGACUGCCGCUACCCUUACGAGUACGACGGAGGGCACAUAAAGGGCGCCUUGAACCUGUACCUGGAAGAACAGGUGCAGGACUUCCUCCUGCGCACUCCCAUGACCUCGUCCUGCCCAGACAAGCGCAUCAUCGUCAUCUUCCACUGCGAGUUCUCAUCCGAACGCGGGCCACGGAUGUGCCGCUUUGUGCGGAAGCAGGAUCGCACCAUGAACGACUAUCCAGAACUCUACUACCCGGAACUCUACAUCCUGAAAGGAGGGUACAAGGAAUUCUUCCUGCUUUUCAAGACACAAUGUGAGCCAGAGUGCUACCGGCCCAUGAAGGACCAGGAUUUCCGGGAGGACCUGAUGAAGUGCCGUAUGAAGAGCCGCUCCUGGGCCGGUGAGCGCAGCAAGCGAGACAUGUACAGUCGGCUGAAGAAGUUCUGAGUGCUAUGCCCCCUUCCCCAUUCAUGCCAAAUCAGCUAUUUAUUCCCAAUGAGAGCAGUAAAUGAGUUGUCAAACCACUUCCUGCACAUACAUGUCUCAGGACAAUUUUGCAUCAUCCUGCCCCUCCCACCACCACCUUGACAAGCACUUCAAUCAUCAUACUUUUUAUACUGCCUAUUAUAUAUACUUCUAAGAUUCCCUCCCCUCCUUAUAGAAAAUAUCAACCACACUGUUUUAAACAAUAACUGUGGGCUUUUCUAUUUUGAUUUUACCCCCACCCCAAAGCCAUUGGCUCGUCUCCCUGAUCAGCCGCACCCCGUUUUUGUGCUCAUGGUCCCAAAAACCCAGCAAAGCAACUCGCAGCAAGACUGUUGACAUUCUACAGUAUCGCUAAGUGUUAGCGGAGGAUGUUUUUCUUUUUGUUUUUCUUCCAGGAUGAGACUGGACAUAUUUGCUAAAAUGUGGGAUUUUGUCAACCGCUUUCAAUUUGGGUGCGGCAGCUCUUGGGAGAACUGCUGAAUAAAGCCCCCGGGUGUGAUCAA